UGGCUGUUCUCUCCAUCCUCAUCUUGCUGGUUCUAACAGAUGCUGCCAAAGGUCUGUUUAUUAAAAAAUACUUGUAUAUCACUAGAUAUAGGAACUGGACUGAGGCUCAAACAUACUGCAGAACACGUUAUGUAGAUCUUUUAGUUUUUAACACCGAACAGAAUUUCAACACUAUUGUAAAUCUAACAAAUGGGAUGAACAGCUGGAUCGGCCUUAGAAAAAAUAAAGGUGAGACAAGCUUUACACAAUGGUCUGAUGGAAGUGUACUGGGAUUCUCAAAGUGGAAAAGUGGGCAACCUGACAAUCUUCAGCAGGAAGACUGUGUGCUUAUGUCCAGUGAGUGGGAAAAUCAAGAUUGUUCAAACUUAUAUAAUUUCUUCUGCUACACUUGGGUACCUCAGCUGAUUGUGGUGCAGGAGAAGAAGAACUGGGAGGAGGCUCUGGUGUACUGCAGAAUGCAAUACACUGACCUGGUAAGCCUCACCUCAGCGACAGAUCACUUUUUGGUCAAUAGCAAAAGUAUGGAAUUCUGGACUCCCACAUUCUGGACAAGUCUACGAUUCAUGGACGGUUCGUGGUUCUGGGUGAACGAUAAUUCUCUGCCGAGGCCGACAUCAUUGCCUUCACGGCCAGCUAAGCCUUUUCGAUGUGGAGCACGAAACAUUGCAACUAGCAUCUGGGAGAACAGAGACUGCGAGGAGAAAAUGAACUUCAUUUGCUACCAUAGCACUUGAGCAGACCUCCACCUUUCCAGGUGUUCCUCCACCUGCUCCUUACUCUCACAACAGAUCACAAUGUCAUCCACAAACAUCAUUGUCCACGGAGAUUCCUGUCUGGCUUCAUCUUUCAAUCUGUCCAUGAUCAUAGCGAUCAAGAAGGAACUCAAAGCCGAUCCUUGAUGUAGCCCCACCUCAACCUCGAACUCCUCCUCCUGUCUGACCUACAGCACAUCUCACUGAUGUCGUACUCCUCUCAUACAUAUCCUGAGCUACUCUGAUGUACAACUACUCCUCUCCCACUUCACUGUACUCCAAUUCUAAAUUUAAGUGCUACAUUUUAUUGUAAUAAACAGUCUUCUUCUUUAUUAGAUUUUUGUUUAAUCUACUGUAAACUGUUCUGUUGCCAAUAAUUGUGAUUGCCAGAUGUUAUAUAUGUUGUAAGCAUUUUUGAGUACAUGGAAAGAUAUUUGUAUUCUAUUCUCUAUUAUUUUCUCUCUAUAGUGAUAAUUCAAUUCAAUUCAAGUUUAUUUGUAUAGUGCUUUUUACGUCUUUACAG
Messenger RNA from Tachysurus fulvidraco (yellow catfish), 1275 nucleotides. Its product is annotated as macrophage mannose receptor 1-like. The record is from RefSeq and is a predicted model, not a curated record. The transcript is spliced from 2 exons. Bases 195 to 734 code for a protein of 179 amino acids. Lineage: Eukaryota; Metazoa; Chordata; Actinopteri; Siluriformes; Bagridae.